UCACCUCAUCACAACAAUAGGGCUAAAGGAGGUCCCGAACUGACAAGCCAAGAGGGUGCCUUUUGAGCGGGGGACGAAGUGGGUUGCCAUGGCGAUGCCUGUCAACCGGGAAGUCCUUCGUGGAGGCAGGCAGAGAGAGGGCUGGGGGAGAGAGAGAGAGAGAGAGAUUGUGUGUCCUGGCUAGUCUCAUGAGUUAGAGAGGAGAGAGAGAGGGAGAAGGAGCAGGGAGGGUUUGCAGUGUGGUUUACGUGCACGACUCAGGCAGACAGAAAGAGGUGUGAGUUCACUUGUUGGUGCCACUUUUUAAGAUACUUUUGAUGCUGGGCGCAAGAAUUUCAUAUCUGUCACGCAAGGACCAUAACAGAUCACAUGCAGUCUCAGCAACGUACGGAAGUGGCUGGUGAUCCAAAUGGCUCCCGGGUUGUCAUCUACGGGGAGUCUGGUGUUACCUCGGGUGGUCAGCAGAUCCUAACUUCUCCAGAGAUGACCCAUGAGGUGGUCAUCUCCCCUGGACUCCCCACGCCUCCUCUGAGCCCUUUUCGCUCAGCAGGGCUGCCAUAUGGAGAGUUCAAGGUGUCUGAAGUGAAUGGAAGUGGACCAACAACUCUCAGCUUUGGAUCUUACUAUGGCCCCUCACAAUCGCAUGGUGGACUGUCCAAUGGCGUCCAGGCCUCCUCCACUUUACCACGUAGCUGGACUCCCACCAGGGAGGAGAGGCUUAUCAAGUUCUCAGGAAUCGGUCCAGUGGAUGAAACUGGGAUGCCCAUUGCCUCCAGAUCAAGUGUGAACAAGCCCAGAGACUGGUACAAGAGCAUGUUUAAACAGAUCCACAGGAAGCCAGAGGAACCUGAGCUGGAGGAUUCGGAGCGGUGGUCAGCCGAACGGCUCCAGUCAUCUGCCAACACAGAGGGAAGCAAUGAAGCAGACAAGAAUCUCUUCAGACUAACACCUUAUGGAGCUCUACCAGACUGGAGCGAGGAUGUAGAUAAGCUGUCGGACCCGGGAAAGCCGAACUCUGAGCCGAGGAGCAUAUUCGACUUUGAGCCUGGAAGGAGCAGCACCUCAGAAAGCCGCAGCCAGGUUCAUUUAUCCCCGAAGAAACAACCUGAGACACCAAAGUCCCCUUCAGUUGAGGCCAGUCUGGUCUCUGAGCUGAGUCGGUUUGAGGCUGAGCUGGACUCGGAGAUCCAGGGCCUGGAGAGGACUCUUUCCCAGAAGAAGCAGCAUCGAGGCCGGGGUGAGGAGGCCAGAGGCGGGGAGCCAGUAACCGCUCCAAAGACUGGGACUACAAACUACAGCAAUUCAUCAGCAGCAAAGCAGCCAGUCCAUCGCUCUGUUGGCACAUCAUUGACCCCUGCUCACACAUAUGAACGUCUUUCUCCUGCAAAUGAAACCAUGGAGCUCCCACCUAAGAAAGAGGAGAAGAAGAUGAAAGCAGCGCGAGCCAAGUUCAAUUUCCAGGCUCAGUCGCCCAAGGAGCUCAUGCUGAACAAAGGCGACAUUGUUUACAUCCACAGGCUGGUAGAUGCCAACUGGUUUGAAGGAGAACAUCACGGAAGAGCCGGCAUUUUCCCCACAUCUUAUGUGGAGAUUCUGCUUCCUACAGAGAAGCCCACACCUAUAAAGUCUCCCACUCUACAGGUGUUGGACUACGGGGAAGCUGUGGCUCUGUUUAACUUCAACGCUGACCUACCUGUUGAACUCCCUUUUCGGAAAGGUGAGAUGAUCAAUAUCACCAGGCGUGUUGACGAGAAGUGGUUAGAGGGGAGGAUCUCAGGGACCAGCCGGAGCGGCAUCUUCCCGGCCAAUUACGUCCAGGUCAACAAGAUGCCCCGCACCAGAUUGUCCACUGACGACUACACACCGGGCCCCUUGUCCCCCGUCUCCCCUGGACCACAGAGUCCAGGGCGUCCGCUCCACUCACCCUGCCCGCGAUCACCAUUAUCCCCUUUCACCCCCACUUCCCUCAGCCCCAAACCUGAGCACUCCCCGCUGAAUCCGUCUUCACCUGCACCUUACGGCCUCACCUCGCUCUCCCCCACCCAGACACCCGUAUCCAAAGAAGCGGCCAAUCGGUGGCCCUCCCAAUCUGCUUCAUCCACCAACCAGAACAGCCACUGGACUGGGACACACUCGGCUAACCAGAGCUCUGUGGCUAGAGCUGUUUCACCUUCCACUCAGUCAUCAGCGUCUGCACACAGAGCAGGAGCUGCCACAGCGAACACGUCUCCCAGAUACACUGACCCCUCACAGGGUGCGAUACCAAACCAGGCUCCUCGGUUCAACCCACACGUCAACUCCCUGCCGCAAACGCAAGUGCCAAACAACCCUGACUCAACAGCGGCGCAACGCCAUCCAUAUAAAGCUGUUUACAACUACAAACCACAGAAUUCAGAUGAGUUGGAGCUCAGAGAAGGAGACCUUGUACAAGUGAUGGAGAAAUGUGAUGAUGGCUGGUUUGUAGGUACGUCAGAACGGACUCGUGCUUUCGGGACUUUUCCUGGGAAUUACGUGGCACCUUUGUGACCUCCUCACUUCCUGCUUUCCCGCAUCCACCUGGACUCAAACGAGCCCAAACAAUCACUCGCUCAGCUCUCUCCAACAGUUCCCUCUUUUGACACUCUUCCUCCCGUUACACCCACCACCACACUCCCGAACCCGGCUUAGUCAGACCUGUAUAUUCCCUCUGUUUCCCAGAACAGAGGUGAAGGCAAGGACAACGAGUGGUUUCUCACCUCACCUCCCUGCAUGUGUGCAUGUGUGUGUGUGUGCGUGUGUGUGUUCCACUGAGACUUGGUGAGUGUUUUCACACACACCACUUGAGAGGAAAGAGUGAAUGCUGAUGAUACUGUUUCAGAUGCAAAGAAUGGACUUUUUUGUUCCACAGCUAUUUGCAGCUGCAGGAAAUUUGCAUUCCUUCCCAGUGAACAGCACUGUUCCCUCUUGAGGUCCUGAUACAGUAUGAUGCUGCAUUCAGCUUUCUCUGUCACCACGGUGCCAUCACAAACCACUGCUUAGUAUUUAUGAAUUAAUGAUGGCACAUUUUUCAGGCGAUGGAUUAAUGUUUCCUUCAAAUAUCUUCCUCAGAUUUUCUUUCAGAUCUCUGAAAAUACCCGGGGCGAGUUUGAGGAAACAACAGGAACAUCUGUAGAUAUGUGCUUAGAGUAAAGCAGGACUCGGACAUGUCAAGAGAAGUUUACAGCCUUUCCCAAGGCUAUGCAGAAGAGCAAAUAUAAUUAAUGCGUGUACUGGUUUCUUCAGCAAGUUAUUCAUUAGAGAAUAUUUGGCUUUUUUGGAUGACCCUCUCAAGCCAUGGAGGGGAAUGCCAAAUGUGAAAGUAAAGAGAUAGAUCAUGUUAUGUGCUUUGCUCUGAAAUUAAAUGUCAAACCUGUAAGUUGUACAAGAUCAACUGUGUUGAAUAGCGCUAAAUUAGUCUGGACAAUGCCUCCACAGCGAAUGGUUGAAUGAUGUUCAAGUAUUUGAGGCAAAGCUGCCAAAUCUAACCUUUCAUAACAUUUCUCUUUUAAAUUUUCCAUUGAACAAUCCCAGCUCAUUUUAUUUCUGCUUCUACUGCUUUUAUAAUGUUUUGUAACAUUCUCACUUUGACAGCAUUUCCAAAAUCACUUAUGUUUGUACCGGUGCAAUCAUUGACAAGUGUGACCUGAUUAGACAUCCUUAUCAUGAGGUCCUUUUUGCAAUUUUAUAUGAUAUAUUCAUGAUUCCACUGUAAAAAAUGAUAUUUAGUAGACACAGGUGAUGAUUGUACAGACUGUAACCUUUUAUCAAAUUGAAAGUAUAAUAUAUAUUUGCUUAUAAAACAAUGUAUCUCAUACGUAUGGUACGCAAUUUUUUUUAAAAAGCAAUUAAACAUAACAGAGUGAUACU
Sebastes umbrosus (honeycomb rockfish) is the source of this 3885-nucleotide messenger RNA. It is a transcript of the gene sorbs3, whose product is annotated as sorbin and SH3 domain containing 3. Lineage: Eukaryota; Metazoa; Chordata; Actinopteri; Perciformes; Sebastidae. The record is from RefSeq and is a predicted model, not a curated record. The coding region runs from base 370 to 2526 and encodes 718 amino acids. The transcript is spliced from 21 exons. Gene Ontology annotation, molecular function: protein binding.